ACAAAAAAAUUCUCGUCACUAUAAUUGUGUCAUCCCUAGUGCCAUUUCCGAUAACAUUCAACUAAGCAAUCGAUAACCAAAUCGUUCUGUUACACGUGAGGCUCUUUUUGAAGUAAACAAUUUUGAAAUAAAAGCUACCGAAAAUGGGCGAGUUUAUAGCUGAGAUGCAGGAACGUUUGCUCCCUGAGUAUGAGCAAAUGAAGAAUUACAAUGUAUUCCUCCCGGAGCAAAUUAGAGAAAUUGUACUUCGCCGGGAACGUUUGUUCGUAAAGAUUUCUAAGAGCCAACAGAGCCUCAGUGACUACCUUGAGUUCAUAUUGUACGAAAAGCAAAUGCACCAGACCAUAUCCGACAAGGAGAAAAAGAUGCAUGUGAAGCUUACCGGUCUUAAAAAUGCCGUUUCCAUAAGAACUAUGCGUCUGUACAGAGAAGCGCUGGCAAAGUUUACCCAUGAUAGGCGCCUCUGGAACAACUGGAUAAAGUUUAGCAAGAAGACCAACCCAGUCGAGGUGGCUGGCAUCUACGAGAAGAUGCUGCUGUACCAUGGGGACGAACCGGAUUUCUGGGUGGAGGCCGCCGAGUGGGUUUAUGAGCACAAUCGUCUGAACGUCUCCAGGGUUAAGGACAUACUGCUGCGAGGCCUCCAACGUCAUCCAAGUUCGGAAACGAUUAACAAAUGUUUCUUUAAUAUUAUGCUAAAGGAAGCAGCUUCGGCCAGUAGCGAACGCAAUCUGGCAGAAAACACCCUUUCAGAGCAGGAUGUUAAACUGGAGCACGUGGAGGCCGUCUAUCGUAACAGCAUGGCCAAUAUUACAAAGCUGGACUACUUCAGAAGUCUCCUCGAGAUCUGCGAGGAAUACCACGAGCUCACAGGUAAGGUGCAGCGUAAGAUUAUCGAUGAUAUGCAGGAGAAGUUUCCUCGGGAACCGGGGCUUUGGGACCUACUGGCACAGCGCGAGCUGCGUGGCUUCCAUUUGGGCGACUUGUCGGAGGAGGAACAGGAUUCUAAUAGCGCCGACGAGCCUCUCAGCAAGAGGUCACGUUCUGUCAACGUCCGCUCCAUGAAGCGACGCAUUGAGCUCUGUGUCGCUGUCUACAAGUCGGCAGUGGAGGAGCUCCAAACGGCCGAGAUGUGGGACAAAUAUUUGGAUGCCAUGGUGGCUAUGAGUACUGACGGCAACGUUGAGCGCGUUCUGAAGCAACAGUGCCUGGCGGAUGCCUUGCAAGCCGGCCAUCACUCGCGUAUGAUGAAGGUCAAGUACUAUGCCAUUCUACGGAAAAUGCUCUGCAGUGCUCCCAGUGGCCUGGAGGCGGCGGUCACCAUUAUCACAGAAGCCUUGAAGAACGACUCAUCCGUUGAGAUGCACGAACUGCUGCUUGUUACUCACAUUCAAAACGACAGUGAGUCGCUGGUCUAUGAACUGUUCCAGAAGAUAAAAAGCAACAUGGGCGCAGAAGCCUUGCCGUUGUGGAAGAGCACCAUUUUGUACUACAAGACCCGUAAAGACAGCCUAAGUGAGCGCCGACUGGACGAGAUCUAUGACCUUGCCUGCAAGUCCGCCUGGCCCGAGUUUGGGGAGCUGCGAUUCGAUUACUUGCGCUACUUGUGGCAGGAACGCUCCGUGGAUGAGGCGCGCAAGGAGUACGCCAAGCUGGCCAUCCAGCCUCCCAUGUCGUUGGAGAUGCACCGCCAAAUGGCUCAGCUGGAAGCUAGUGUGGCAGUACGGGAGAAUGCGAGCAUCAAAUACUGGCGCAUGUGCUACGAGUUUAUGGCCUGCUAUUUCGGAAAGACAGAGCCGCGCAUUUGGGUGGAGUACCUGACCUUCGAACGUGAUCACGGCGAGACCAAGAACAUAGCCCUGCUCACCCACCGAGCCCUAACCACUCUGGAGCCCCAAUACGUAGCCGCUUUCGAGUCCGAGCGGGCCCUGGCCUAUGUAGGAGCCUCUGUGGAGACGUAAUUGGUAGUGAGCUUGUAGGGUGCGUGGGAAAGGUUCGCAUACCAAGUUCUUCAACCCGUUUUUGGAAAAUGUUUUAAGAAAUUUUGUUACUAGACUUAGUUUAUAGACUAAAUAUGAUAGACUUUUAAUGCGUCUACCUUAAAUGAGUGAUAUUACAUUGUACGAGAACUUGAA
Messenger RNA from Drosophila ananassae, 2135 nucleotides. Its product is annotated as U3 small nucleolar RNA-associated protein 6 homolog. Gene Ontology annotation, biological process: maturation of SSU-rRNA from tricistronic rRNA transcript (SSU-rRNA, 5.8S rRNA, LSU-rRNA). NCBI's taxonomy places the organism in Eukaryota, Metazoa, Arthropoda, Insecta, Diptera, Drosophilidae. Gene Ontology annotation, molecular function: protein binding; snoRNA binding. Gene Ontology annotation, cellular component: Pwp2p-containing subcomplex of 90S preribosome; small-subunit processome. The record is from RefSeq and is a predicted model, not a curated record. The transcript has 4 exons. The coding region runs from base 144 to 1961 and encodes 605 amino acids.